Messenger RNA from Tribolium castaneum (red flour beetle), 3108 nucleotides. RefSeq lists its product as uncharacterized. The coding region runs from base 39 to 3071 and encodes 1010 amino acids. NCBI's taxonomy places the organism in Eukaryota, Metazoa, Arthropoda, Insecta, Coleoptera, Tenebrionidae. The transcript has 10 exons. The record is from RefSeq and is a predicted model, not a curated record.
CAAACUGCAAUGUUGGCGCCUUGACGAAACGACCAAACAUGGCCGUCACCAUUGACAGUCGAGAACUUUUCAACAGUCUGUCAACAAAAAUCACACAAUUAUCGUACGGACGCGCUAAAAACGACCGCUCUGUGAUAAAUUCAACCCUUGACGAGCUAAAUUCUUUCAAUUAUAAGUACCCAAUCGUUGCAAACCCGACUAAAGCUGUCCUUUUGGUAAACCAAUGUUGCUCCUUGAUACCGCCCGAAGACGACGAACUCGUGUUGAAAUGUUGCCAGUUAAUUACCAAUUUAAUUACGCGCCAGAAGGUGGUCAUAGACGGACGCACGCUCACUGUGACCGUUUUGUGGUGCCUCCAAGCUUUAAAAGACCAAGACUCCAGUACGGACCUCCUUGUUGCCUUAGACGCCCUACUGCGUGCAAAUGCUGGACAUGAAUUAAUUACCGAAAUUGUGAAAAACAGUACGCUCCUGAAUUUAGCAAAAAAUGAGCAGAAGCCGGAAUUGGCAUUCUUUGCCCUUCAGUGUCUUGAAGCGUGCACGAUACCUGCCGAUGAUACUAAAACCUUACCUCCAGACGAGUUGAAAAAUGAGUUUCAAACCAGUUUUGAAAUUUUUUUGAAACACACAGUUAAAAACCAUUUUAAAUUGGAUAAAUUGAUAAGUGCGAAAAUCUACAUUGUUUGCUUGAGGGGGUUGCAAAAUGUAAUCAAGCAAAAACCUGAUUUGCUCUCCGAUAAUUUGGGGAUAAUACUAGGGGUUGUAAAGUCCUACAUGUUGCUCGGAAUUUCUGGAAUUGAGUUUGUGAAGCCGCAGAAAUUGAUGCCUUCGCCUUUGAGUGUCCCUGAGACUAGCACGACUGAGUCUAGGGGGAAAGGAGGAAAGAUGACUAAGCAAAGAAAGCCCAAAACUCAGCCCACAAUUAUGAAAACUCGAAAAUCGGAAAAAUGGGACGAUGACACUGGUGGUUACACUCCCGCUGUAACAAUGAACACCGACGAAUCAGUGCCUAAUUUUGGCAAUAGUGUCAAAACAAGCGACUCUGAUUUUUCCGACACAGAGGGCGGAAAUCUAGCGAAACUAAACGUAAUGAAUGGAAGGGUGCGUCAGGCAGCCCUUGGCUUAUUUUUACACACAAUUAAGCUAACACACAAGACUGUGAUUUUUUCGUACUGGUCGAGUUUCAUCCCCGAAAACCCGCUUUCCACCAAACACAACUUAAUGACUUGCAUACUUAAGGAAACGUCCAAUCGGGGGAGCAUGGCGGCUUUGAACGCCCUCCUAGUCCUACUUUCGCUGUCCAAAGUGUAUCUAGCACAGGCGGAAAAAGGCGAAAAUCUCGCCUUUACACCGUUCUCCGUCGUGUUGGGUCUAACAAUCAAAGAAUUGCACAAAUGUCUAAGUCUAGCAUUAAGUGCGCACUCGAUCCCUGUGCUAACAAUGGUUUUGAAGUGUUUCGCGGCUUUGGUCCAAGCCACGCCUUAUCACCGGCUAGCCCCCGGCCUUAUCACCAAACUGAUAAGGAACGUCAAACCUUUGGUCAGCCACAAAGACUCAACGGUUCAAGUUGCCGCUUUGAUCGUCCUGGGGUGUGUGUUAGCCUCGGAACCGAUCAUUCCCGAGUCACGGGAAGCGUUCCUCAAAACGAACGAACCCGAAACUCCAUGGCUGCUCCAUCGGUGUCUCGCCAACUUGGAGCAGGACAACGUCCCCACUCCAGUCAAACUCGAAUCGCUCCAAAUAAUCUCAGUCAUGAGCCGAAAUUAUUUCGAGGAUUUAGUCGCCCCCUAUUUGGACCACGUGACUAAAGCGCUCGAUUUAUCACUGGCUAGUAAAUACACCGACGUGCAGUUGCAUGCAGGACGUGCUGUUGACUUCAUAGGCCAGGCAAUGAGUCGUUGUGCAGCCCCAUGUCUCCACUUCUGGCACUCGCUCCUGCAAGGGUCACUCACGUCGCUCUUGCAAACCGAGCAGCCGGUUUUAAGGGCCAUAGGCUGCGAUUGUCUGGGGAGUAUCGGGGCGGAGGCGUUUGAGCAACUCCCCCGUGACAAGCAAAUUCUAUGUGUCACCCUCCUCUUUACCAGCAGUCGCGACGAGGAAAACGCCGUUAAGGGGGCGGCGGUUAGGGCUUUGGCCAUUUGUGUCCUUUAUCCGAGCUUGAGAGAGGAUUCAGGCUUUGUGGUGGAUACCGCAGAACGGAUAUACAGUGUGUUGGGGGAUGAGAAUUUCGCGGUUCGGGUUAAGUGUUCGUGGGCUUUGGGGAAUCUGAGCGAUGCGCUUGUUUUAAACAAGGGUUCAGCGCUUCUCGUGGACGAGUUUCCCAAAAGUUUGAUUUUGAAGUUGUUGAAAGGCACGAUUAAAGCGUCAAGUGACGGCGAUAAAAUUAAAAUGAACACGGUGCGGGCGUUGGGGAAUCUUUUACAAUUGAUUGACGAAAGUUUGAUUGGGGAACGAGAGUUUCGGGAUGCGGUGCAAGAGGGGAUUGGUAUUUUGGUGAAAAACUGCACCUCGGGGUCAAAUAUGAAGGUGCGAUGGAAUUCGUGUUACGCCAUCGGGAACGCCAUGAAAAAUUCAUUUCUUUUCUCGUUACAAAACAACUGGCAGGAGAGGGUUUUUAACUCGUUGUCCGACUUAGUGGUGAAUUUCCGUAACUUUAAAGUGCGGAUUAAUGCAGCACUUGCGCUCUCAUCGCCUCAGAAGAGAGAGUUUUACGGACGGUUUUACCAACCAGUUUGGGUUUCACUCAUUAAAGGGCUAGAAACGUCCGAAAACGUUGCCGAUUUUAACGAAUAUAAACACCGAGAUAAUUUGGUGGAACAAAUUUGUUUAACGCUUGGUCAUUUGAUGACGCUACUCACAAAAGAAGAUUUGGCAUUUAUUAAAGAUGGUGUUAAUUCUGACUAUUUAAACAUUCAGAUGAAGAGGGUUUGGGAAAAAUUGCUACCCGAAAAAUCGACUGUGCUAUUUGAUGCACAAAACUAUGUUACCAGCUUAAAAAACAAUCCCGACCUCAGCGAUGGGCAAAAAAAUACACUCGACUGUCUACACAAUAUUUUGAAACAAGAUUUAUAAAUUAUUUAUUUUUUAUAGAAAUAUACGAUUUUGUUUA